GCCAGGCUCUGUGGCCACUUCUGUUUGUUGGCGCGGCUGUUGAAUAGCUAGGAUCAGGAAAUAACAACACCAACUAAAAAGUUUAUUUGUAGGAUAUAUACGGAAGGUUCACGAGGAUGGAAAAUGGCAGGGCCCAGUUUCCAUUUCCCUACCAGCCUUACAACAUCCAGGAGGAGUUUAUGCAAGCCUUAUACAGUGCUCUUGACCAAGGCAAAGUUGGGAUCUUUGAAAGUCCUACUGGAACGGGCAAAUCGCUGAGUCUGAUAUGUGGGGCACUGAGCUGGCUCACAGAUUACGAGGAGAAAAAGAGGCAGGAGGCUGCUGCUCUGUUGCAGGAAGGAGAAACAACUCUUUCCACUCCUGCUGCUCAGUCCUCCACCACCGGCUCAUCAGCAGAGCCAGACUGGAUCACUGACUUUGUUCAAAAAAAGGCUGAGCGUGAUUUGGUGUCAAAGUUGAAGGAGGAUGAAUUGAAGAGAAAGAAGAGGGAGGAACGGUUAGAAAUGAUCAGAAACAAUGUUCAGCUGAAGUAUGCACUUAAAAGAAAGAGCUGUGAAGAGGAUGAGGCAUUCAAGUUGCUUCAGCUCAGUAAAGAGGAAAAGGUUGAAGCACCAGGAGAUCAAGAAGAUGAGGAGCUUAUCGUUGCAGAAUAUGAGAGUGAUGAUGAGGCAAAGAGCAAAAGCAGAUUCUUUGGAGCUGAGGAUGAUGAAGAUGAUGAACUUGUUGAAGAGCAUGUUACUAAAAUUUACUACUGCAGUCGUACUCACUCCCAGCUGGCCCAGUUUGUCCAUGAGGUUCAAAAGAGUCCCUUCAGUAAGGACAUCAGUCUGGUCACACUGGGCUCACGACAGAAUCUGUGCAUCAACGAAGAGGUGCGACGCUUGGGCAGCAUCCAGCGCAUUAACGACCGCUGUUUGGAGAUGCAGAAAAACAAGCACGAAAAGCAGCACCGUGACGAGGCUGCUAAACGUAAAAGAGGCCCAGCAAAGAGUGAGUGUCCUUAUAAUAAAGCGUCAGCGCUGCAUCAGAUGAGGGAUGAAGUUCUGGGGACCGUCCACGACAUAGAGCAGCUGCUGAAGCUGGGCAAGGAAACGCAUUCAUGCCCUUAUUAUGCCUCACGCCUCGCUGUUCCCCCCGCUCAGUUGGUGGUGCUGCCCUAUCAGAUGGUGCUUCAUGAAGCUACAAGAAAGGCAGCAGGGGUCCAGCUCAAGGGACAGGUGGUAAUCAUAGACGAAGCUCACAAUCUUAGCGACACUCUCUCCUGUAUACACAGUGCAGAGCUCACUGGAGCACAGCUUUGCCGUUCCCACUCCCAGCUCACUCAGUAUGCUGACCGCUAUAAGAGCAGACUGAAAGCCAAAAACCUGAUGUACAUCAAACAAAUUCUGUUUGUGAUUGAGGGUCUUGUUCGGGCCCUGGGAGGUAAGGUGGGACAGAACCCACAGAGCCAGACAACACAAACAGGAACAGAGAUGCUUACCAUUAACAACUUCCUCUUCAAGGCUCAGAUUGACAAUAUCAACCUAUUCAAGCUACAAAGAUAUUUUGAGAAGAGCAUGGUCAGCAGGAAGCUGGGUGGCUUUGUGGAGAAGUAUGCAGGCUCAGGUGUGAUUUUACACGCCCAGAGCAGCUCUAACAAGGAGAACCGACGCACAGAAGGCCUAAAUCGCUACCUCCAGAACCUGCAGAGCAACCAGAGCUCUGCACCAGUUCCUCCAGCAGACCAGCAGGGGUCUGCGGAGUCAGAGAAAGUGCUGUCUGCAUCUCCCAUGAUGCAGGUGGAGGGUUUCUUCAUGGCUCUCACCAACAGCAAUACCGAUGGCAGAGUGGUGGUGCACAGACAAGGCACUUUGUCUGAGAGCAGCGUCAAGUUCCUUCUGUUGAAUCCAGCAGUCCACUUUGCCCAGGUGUUGAAGGAGUGCAGAGCCGUCAUCAUUGCAGGAGGAACCAUGCAGCCUGUUUCAGACUUCAAACAAGAGCUGCUCUUUUCUGCCGGAGUGGGAGAGGAGCGCAUCACUGAGUUUUCCUGUGGACACGUAAUUCCUCCCGGGAACAUUCUUCCCCUCGUCUUAUGCAGCGGCCCAUCUGGUCAGGAGCUGGACUUUACUUUCCAAAACAGAGACGCUCCCCACAUGAUGGAUGAGACCGGGCGCAUUCUCUCCAACAUUUGCAACGUGGUCCCUGGUGGCGUUGUGUGUUUCUUCCCCUCAUAUGAAUAUUCAAGGCGGAUCAUUUCUCACUGGGAGGCCAACGGUGCUCUUGCUCGACUGGCUAAUAAGAAGAAGAUCUUCCAGGAGCCAAAGAAGGCCAACCAGGUGGAGCAGGUGCUGAGUGAGUUCACCCGAUGUAUCCAGAGGUGUUCUCAGGAUGGAGGUGGACUCACUGGAGCGUUAUUGUUCUCUGUAGUUGGGGGAAAGAUGAGUGAAGGAAUCAAUUUCUCUGAUGAGUUGGGCAGGUGUGUAGUGAUGGUGGGAAUGCCAUAUCCUAACAUCAAAUCCCCAGAACUGCAGGAAAAGAUGUCAUAUUUGGACAAACACCUGCCUCACAGUCAAGGAAGGAGCCCUGGACAAGCACUAAUAGAAAACCUCUGCAUGAAGGCUGUCAAUCAGUCAAUAGGAAGAGCUAUUCGUCACCGUGGAGACUAUUCCUCCAUCGUGUUGUGCGACAGACGUUACUCUCGACCCGCUACACUCUCUAAACUCCCCACAUGGAUCAAAGACCGCACUAGCACACAUACCAAUUUCGGCCCUGCCUUUGCUGCCUUGCGGAAGUUCUUCGUGGAAAAGAAGCAGAAGCAGCUGUAG
Acanthochromis polyacanthus (spiny chromis) is the source of this 2804-nucleotide messenger RNA. It is a transcript of the gene ddx11, whose product is annotated as DEAD/H (Asp-Glu-Ala-Asp/His) box helicase 11. NCBI's taxonomy places the organism in Eukaryota, Metazoa, Chordata, Actinopteri, Pomacentridae. The transcript is spliced from 28 exons. The record is from RefSeq and is a predicted model, not a curated record. Gene Ontology annotation, cellular component: nucleus. Gene Ontology annotation, molecular function: DNA helicase activity; DNA binding; ATP binding. Gene Ontology annotation, biological process: nucleobase-containing compound metabolic process; establishment of sister chromatid cohesion. The coding region runs from base 117 to 2804 and encodes 895 amino acids.